Molecule: messenger RNA, 1170 nt
Organism: Adineta ricciae
Lineage: Eukaryota; Metazoa; Rotifera; Eurotatoria; Adinetida; Adinetidae
Source: the annotation of a GenBank genome assembly
AUGGAAUUUCUUAUGCAUCCAACUUACGGCGAACAAUGUGAAGAGGUGAACUUGAUCUUAUCGAAGGUAACGAAAGAAAAUUUGGAUAAACUUUUGCAAAGACUUGAUCUUCAUUGUGUUUUGUUUGAACAUUUGAAAACAUCUGGACGAAUUAAUUUCAUUUUUCAUCUCGAAACACAAUCAAAAUCAUUCAAAUCCCAAGAGUUGAUCUUGAAAGUUUCCAAUCCACAUCGUUAUUGGAGAAGAUUUCGAACAAGAAACGAAGUUUUCACUAUGAAAUAUGUUCUUCAACAUACAACUAUUCCCGUGCCUAAAAUACUCGAUUAUUCCGAUGAUUCAACAACGAGUAUUCUCUCUGCUGAGUAUAUUCUGAUGGAAAAGCUUCCAGGAAAUACUUUAGAAGUCUCCAUGAAGAACAUGUCCGAGGAGACUCUUUUCAAAAUUACUUUAGAAAUGAUCGACUAUGUCAAACAGUUACGUCGAAUUAAACUUUCCGGUGAAAAUCAAAUUGGUUCGUUUUCAGAUGAAGAAAUGUCACUUGGUGGAAUCGUUGAAGAUAGUCCAAUGCUCGGUCCAUUUUCCACAGUUAAGGAAUAUAUCAUCGGGAAUUUACAUUGGGCAAUAAAACGAAUUCAAACCGAUGAAUUCUUAUUUGAAUUGACCAAACAUUUAUUGUCACCUUUGGAAACAGUAGUUGAAUGUAUUCAAAGAGAUCCGAAUGUAUUCAAUGAAAAUAUUCCAUUUCGUUUUACUCAUACUGAUUUAAAUUCGUCUAAUAUCUUAGUGAAUGAACACGAUGGACACGUGUUAGGAAUUCUUGAUUGGGAAAAAGCAGCAAUGACUUUUAGUAAUAAUGAUCUUCAAUUUACUUCAGCUUGGUUUGACGAUGAUGAUGGUGAUAAUAAUGAUGGACGAGAAAAACGAUUGCAAGAUUUACUUGAACAAGAAAAGAGUUAUACGACAUUGAUGGAAGAUAAGGUUCAUUUAAAAGAGUUGAACUGGUAUUUAGAAAUUAUGUUUUCAGCCGUUUACGUCACUUUCUACAGUUGCACUUGGUUCAAAAAUGAAGAAGAAGUAACUGAACAUAUUCAAUAUUACGUGCAGAAAACAGAAGAAGCUAUUUCAUCUUUUAAUAAAGAUUAUUUCUUCAAAAAUAUGGUUCAAUUGUGA